ACGUGAACCAGCCCUCCCUCCCCUCGCCGCACCGCACCGCACCGGGAAAUUUUGAAAAAGCCGGGGGAGUCCGCCACCGCCGCGCCAAAUUAAAGCACCGCCGGAUUCCUUCCAACGGCCGCCCCGCCCGGCACCGCACCCUCCUUCCCUCCCCCAGAUCUCACCCAUCUAGUAUAAGAAAUCCCCCACUCCUCUCCGGCACUCCCCCUUCCCCGCGCCCACACCCUGACGCGACACAGAUCCUACUGGGAGCACGCGGAUCGGCGGCGAUGGCUACCACGUCCUCCUCUCCCACGGCCGAAGCGUCCGCCGAGACGGCGGCGGCUCCCCCGCGGCCAUGGCCGGAACCGGAGCCGCCGCUGCCGCUGGUGUUCGCCGCCAAGCUGCGCGACCACGCCUACAGCCGCAAGCACAAGUCCCUCGGCCUCCUCUGCUCCAACUUUGUGGCCAUGUACGACCGGGACGGCGUGGAGUGCAUCGGGCUGGACGACGCGGCCAGGCGCCUCGGAGUGGAGAGGCGCCGGAUCUACGACAUCGUCAACGUGCUGGAGAGCGUCGGGAUCCUUGCAAGGAAGGCCAAGAACCGCUACUGCUGGAUAGGCUUCGGCGGGGUCCCAAUGGCGCUGCGAGAACUCAAGGAGCGGGCAAUAAGAGAGAGGUCCGGAUUGGCUCCUCUGCCGGUGGAGGAGCCAUCUGCUGCUAAUAUGUCUGAUGACGAGGACGACGAUAAGUUGGGUAAUCCUGAGGGUGAUACCGAGAAUGAGAGGCCGAGCCAGACCCUUGACAAUCUUUCUGACAAGCCUUGUGCACCUAUCUGCCGGCUUAGAUCUGAUCACAGGAAGGAAAAAUCCCUUGGGUUGCUCACGCAAAAUUUUGUGAAGCUGUUCCUCACCAUGGAGGUUGAUACAAUCACCCUUGAUGAAGCUUCAAAGUUGCUUCUUGGAGAAGGCCACGAGGAGUCCAAUAUGAAAGCUAAAGUCCGGAGACUGUACGACAUUGCCAAUGUGUUGUCUUCACUGAAUUUUAUCGAGAAGACACAAGCAGACACGAGGAAGCCUGCAUUCCGGUGGUUGGGCACGGCGGGGAAAGCAAAACCAGAAAAUGGUGUCACAGUUGCUGUAGACCCACAGAGGAAGACUAUGUCGAACAAGAGAGCCUUUGGGACUGAACUUACUAACAUUGGGAUAAAUAGAAGCAAAGUUGACUCAACAGUCCAGAAGAAAGCAAAGCUGGCACAGAGUGGUGGUGAUAUCUUGAAGAACGACAAAAUUGACGUGCAGAGUCAAGUUGGACCGGUUAAAACGAGUGAUUUUGCUUAUGGGCCUUUCCACCCCACUAGUGCAAGAAAACAGGAACCAAAUGGUUGGCACGGUGCUGGACAAAGGGAGAGUACCCAGGAUUGGGAGAGCCUUGCUGAUUCAUUCCGUCCGCAGUACCAGAAUCAAGCACUCGGUGACCUAUUUUCUCAUUAUGUGGAAGCAUGGAAGUCGUGGCACUCUGAAUUUGCAGGCAGCAGGAUCAUGCAGCAACAGUUAGGAAAGUCUGUUAUUACCUAGUUGUUGUAGACAAAUUAUUACCUCAAGUACCGUAGUUAGUGCAUCCUUGGGUUUUGACCUGUACAAUGUGCCAAAAACAGGGAGAAACGAAGAGAUGACUUAGGCCUAUGGUUCAUUGUAUUUACUUGAUACAUGAGAUCUUUAGGUCAUGCCAAUUGAAAAAAGGGAACAUUCAUUGUCAAUUUUAUAACUUCCGUGCUGUUCAUUGUU
This is a messenger RNA of Brachypodium distachyon (stiff brome), 1766 nucleotides long. Its product is annotated as E2F transcription factor-like E2FF. Gene Ontology annotation, molecular function: RNA polymerase II cis-regulatory region sequence-specific DNA binding; DNA-binding transcription factor activity, RNA polymerase II-specific. NCBI's taxonomy places the organism in Eukaryota, Viridiplantae, Streptophyta, Magnoliopsida, Poales, Poaceae. The record is from RefSeq and is a predicted model, not a curated record. Gene Ontology annotation, cellular component: RNA polymerase II transcription regulator complex. Gene Ontology annotation, biological process: regulation of transcription by RNA polymerase II.